This is a messenger RNA of Arabis nemorensis, 1236 nucleotides long. The record is from the annotation of a GenBank genome assembly. NCBI's taxonomy places the organism in Eukaryota, Viridiplantae, Streptophyta, Magnoliopsida, Brassicales, Brassicaceae.
AUGAGGAAGAGCAUUGAUGCUGAGUCAUACACUAUCCACCUCUCUGCUCAUGAAAAUGGGAAAAAUUCUGAAAAAGAAUGCAGUUACUAUAUGUGGAGGCAAAAGUUUCCGGUGAAACAUGAGAACCGUGUGGAAAGGAGAAGUGAAGUUGAGGAUUGGGUGAUAACUUUGGCGUUUCCAUUUGGAGAGCGUCUUGGCCGUGGAAAUAGCUCUCCUGGUAUCUACGCAUUCCUUCCCACCGAGAUGGUGACAAACUUUCCUUUCACAAUUCAAGCAGAUUUCAUCCUAUCAUCGUCCAGGGAAACUAUACUACUUGAUGAUAUAUGGAACCAAGGGAUUCUCAACUCUGUUCCGUUGGCUUUUGUGAAUGCAUUCACCACCUUGCAAUCUACUUACGCAAAGCUAAAUCUUGUUCGAGAAUCUGUGAGGACUAGGAUUUCUGCAGAGGAAAUUGUGCCAAGCGUCUCACAUUUGGGCCAGAAGUUCUUCCACAGGCCUUGUGAAGUUGGUCGUCUCAUUCCUGCUUUCAGGGUACACUUUGCAGAGAAGGCGCGAGCUUGCAGAACAUUUCGUCUCACGAAAGUCAGUGACGAAUGGUAUGCAAAGUGCAUUCAGGGCUGUGAUCUUGUGACAAGUGUAUCAGAAAAUACGUAUGUGGAGGUUCUUCUUUUCAUAGCUGAGAAUUGGAAGUCCAGUUCCGCUUAUGGGAAAAAGAUUGAGGAGUAUGAAAAAGAGUUGAAAACUGCUGGUGUUAUGUCUGAGUUCAGUCAAGCCUGUGAAUUCGCUGCUAGCCACCUUAUGAGUUUAGCGAAGACCUCGUCAUUGUCAAGAGCCAAUGUAUUCUCGAUUCUGAAAUUCAUCAGGCACUUGAAAAACAAGUUCCUCUCACCAAAGGAUUUCAUCAAAGCCGUUAAAUAUCAUCCAGAUGGAGCUGUUCUGUUCAGCCAAGACUGGAGAGCUGCGUCGCUGAUCAGUGAUAUUCCAUUCAUUGAUUGGGAUAUCUAUGGUGAAGUUAACAUCAACGGUUUCAAGGAAGAGCUUGAGUCGCUAGACGUUGUAGUUCAGUUUCCUGACUACAGCCUCAUUGUUUCACACUCUAAUCCUUCGAAGCUGAAUUAUCCUACAAAGUUCUUAGUACUUGAUUGCGUGCGUCAUCUAAGUCCUCCAAAGUUGAUUAAUUGCACUGAAAAUAUCUCAAUGCUUCAAGACGAAAAACGGCUACAAAUCCCCUGCUGA